AUGUUGGCCAAAUCACAAUUCGGCCUGUUGAGGUCAUAUAACGUUCCCUCCCUCAUACAAUCCCAAAUCACACGAUGCUUCUCCACCACAUCCCCAGCCCUGGACUGGCUCACGCCCAAAUUCGCCGAGAAAUCCAAAUCCCCCAAGGGCCGUCCCAAGAUGCAUACAGGUGGUUCCAUGCGCGGCACAACCGUUGUGCAUGGCGACUACGGUCUACGAAUGAAAGACCACGAUCGCCGUGUCGCAGCCUCCUCCCUCAAAAUCGGCGAAGAAACAAUCCGAAGACGACUACGAGGAAUGAAUUACACAUUGUACAAGCGCGUUAGUGCAAAUAUCGGUGUGUACACUUCGGGUAACGAAAUGCGUAUGGGUAAGGGAAAGGGUAAAUUUGAUUAUUGGGCGGCGAGGAUUCCGGUUAGUAGGAUUGUGUUUGAGAUUAAGGGAGAUAUUCAUGAGAAGAUUGCGAGGGAGGCGUUUCGGUUGGCGGCACAUAAAUUACCUGGAAUGUGGGAAUUCGUCAAGAAAGGCGAUCCACCAGUCGUUGGAGUCACAAAAUUGGGCAAUGGAGUCACGUUGGACAGUCUUAAAAGGCCACGACGAGAAGUUCCUCUGGAAGUGAAGAAAAGCACCAAUCCACCCGAGACAGCAUCCACCAGCACAUCGCCGACUCAAUAA
Messenger RNA from Talaromyces marneffei, 675 nucleotides. RefSeq lists its product as uncharacterized. Gene Ontology annotation, molecular function: rRNA binding; structural constituent of ribosome. The transcript is spliced from 3 exons. Gene Ontology annotation, biological process: mitochondrial translation. Bases 1 to 675 code for a protein of 224 amino acids. Gene Ontology annotation, cellular component: ribosome; mitochondrial large ribosomal subunit. The record is from RefSeq and is a predicted model, not a curated record. NCBI's taxonomy places the organism in Eukaryota, Fungi, Ascomycota, Eurotiomycetes, Eurotiales, Trichocomaceae.